CAUACGCAAAUGCAGCCGAAGCCUGUCUUCAAUUUGCUGAUAAUAACUUAACUAUCUUUUUAACUUUGCCGUCGAAUAAAGAAGACCUACAUCGCCAAUUUUUGCUGAAGGUCAUCUUAACUGCUCCUACUCCUGCUAUCAACUAUAAACAAUAAAUAAAACAAGAAUAAUUUAUAUCAAUAGUUAACCAAUUUGUUGGAUAUUUAGGUCAUAACAGGCCUAAUCCACCAAAUUUCGAAAUUUCUUUUGCUAAUGUUGACAUCUUUAUAAUAAUAUGUCAGCAACGCUGCAACGAUGUCCUGGAUUAUAUUGUGGACGUCAACGUUUAGAAAAUAAUACGUGGAGUGAAUGUGGCGCUUGCCCGAGAGGUUUUCGUGUAAUCGAAUCAUAUGAAUGCACAAGAUGUAAAGAUGACUUGGACGCUUAUUCUUGGUUUUAUUUAGGUUUCAUGGCAAUGUUACCUUUAAUGAUGCAUUGCUUUUUUAUAGAUUUGGAUGCUAAAGAUAGAAAGUUUUCACGUAAACAAUUAAUAUUGACUUCAUGCGCCCUAGCGGAGACAAUUAUUGCAGCUUUAUUUUCUAUACUAUUAAUGGAACCUAUGGGUCAAUUUCGUUUAUAUGCAUGCCCAGUGAAUAAAUUUAGCGAUUGGUAUACUUUAUUCUACAAUCCAACACCAAAUUAUGAGAAAUUAUUACAUUGCACUCAGGAAGCGGUUUACCCAUUGCAAACUAUAGUUUUGGUUUUUUAUUUUCUUUGCCUGAUCAAUAUGUGUGUCAUACGUCCUUUGGUUAGCACGGCAUGCAAAAUACGAGGCAAAGCUCCUAUAUAUGCAGCUCUACAUUUUCUACCGCUGUUAACGUUUCUUCAUGCCCUAGCUUGCGGUCUCAUUUUUUACUCUUUUCCCUAUUUAAGCAUAGCCAUGUCAAUGAUCUCGAAUGCUAUACACUAUUCAAUGAAAUUAGAUCAGUCCUUUAAGGCGUUAGUGCGUUCCUCGCUUAUGGAAAUUAAAAAUUUUGUUAUUAUUUUGGUUCAAUGGCUUUUAUUGGCGUAUGGUAUUAUCUCAUUAGGUCAUCAUUAUGCUUUACUAUCCUUAGUGCCGUUUCCGUCAAUUUUCUAUAUAUUAACUGUUCGUUUUACUGAUCCGGCUGAAUUUAGGGAUGCUGAAGCUCGUUCGAACUAAAUUAAUAUUUUGAAAUAAAAUGUGAAAAUAUUACACUACGUUAGAAAUCAUUCCAACGCCUUAAAGGGCAUAUGUCAUUUCAGUAGAUAGUAUUUAAGAUAAGUUUGGUACUUGUUAUUUUUCACCUUUAUUUAAAUUCUAAAUAUAUCAGUGUUUUUAUUUAUAAAUUCUAUUUAAUACAGAUUUUAUAUUUAAUUUCUCAUUAUUCAAAACCAAUCUUUAUCUUAUUCUGUACACAGUAUUAUAUAUUUCUUUUGCUACACGUAUCCAGUUUUUGCCCGCUUCGGAUUUUUGCAAAAUUUUUAUAAAUUUUG
Molecule: messenger RNA, 1494 nt
Organism: Glossina fuscipes
Lineage: Eukaryota; Metazoa; Arthropoda; Insecta; Diptera; Glossinidae
Product: JNK1/MAPK8-associated membrane protein
Exons: 5
Coding region: 275-1180 (301 amino acids)
Biological process (GO): response to unfolded protein
Cellular component (GO): membrane
Molecular function (GO): ubiquitin protein ligase binding
Source: RefSeq, a predicted model, not a curated record